UUCAGAUUUCUCCCCCUUUUCUUUUCUCCUUCAAUUCUUAUUCUACCCUAUCUUUUUUUUUUUUCUUAUAUAUAUCCCCUUAAAAUCGCACACGCAGAAAUUGUCUUAGCUAGGAGGAGCGUUAGCUCACGAAUAUAAUCUUACCAUGAAUACUUGGCUAGUAGUAUACUAGGGGUUCAAAUUCAAACUAUUUCAAUUAGGAGGAUCUCAACUCAACUCAUGUUUUUAUUAGGACUGUUUCAUAUUAAUACUGUUAAAGUUUGAAUUAAUUUUUACCUGUCCAACCGCUAUAUAGAUAAAAUAGGUUACCAAAACAAAAUGUUUUAAUUUGGAUGUAAAUAGUUUGUGCUUUGUAGCAUAAUCUAUGGUUUUCUGAAUUUCUUGGUAGAAGAUUAAAAAUCAGAUAUUGGUGUUAGUUUUGGAAUUUAGGAGGAGUGGAGGGAUUGAGAUUUGGAUUUGGAUCAGGUUGAGACUGCUCAGAUUUCCGGGCAUGAAUUUCAAGAGCUUUGGAAACGAGGCCGGCGGCGGCGGAGGGAGACAGGCGGGGAACUUCUCGCUGACGCGGCAGCCGUCGGUGUACUCGCUGACGUUCGACGAGUUCAUGAACAGCAUGGGAGGUUCGGGGAAGGACUUUGGGUCCAUGAACAUGGACGAGUUGCUGAAGAACAUCUGGACCGCGGAGGAGGUUCAGACAAUGGCGUCGGCGGGAGUGGCCGCCGAUGACGGCGGCGCCGGCGUCAGCCAUUUGCAGCGGCAGGGGUCGCUGACGUUGCCGCGGACCCUAAGCCAGAAGACCGUUGAUGAGGUUUGGAAGGACAUUUCGAAAGACCACGGUGGGCCCAACUUGGCCCAGACGCAGAGGGAGCCCACGCUGGGAGAGGUGACGUUGGAGGAGUUUUUGGUCAGAGCUGGUGUUGUUAGAGAAGAUGCCAAACCAAACGAAAGCGUUUUCGUAGAUCUGUCUCGCGUUGGGAAUAAUAGUGGUUUGGGGUUGGGGUUUCAGCAGAGGAACAAGGUUGCUGCUGCUACCGGUUUGAUGGGUAACCGGUUGAACAAUGAUCCGCUGGUGGGUCUUCAGCCUUCUGCUAACUUGCCUUUGAAUGUUAAUGGGGUGAGAACAUCCAAUCAGCAGCCACAGAUGCAGAGUCCACAGUCUCAGCAUCAGCAUCAGCAUCAGCAACAACAGCAGCAGAUAUUUCCUAAACAGAGUGCUAUGUCUUAUGCAGCUGCUCAGAUGCCUCAGGGAAUGGUGAGGGGUGGGGUUGUGGGGCUUGGUGAUCAGGGUUUGAGUGUGCAAGGUGGAGGGAUUGGUAUGGUUGGGUUGGCACCUGGGUCUGUUCAUGUAGCUACUGGCUCUCCUGCUGCUAACCAGCUGUCCUCUGGUGAUAGGAUUGGGAAGAGCAAUGGCGAUUCCUCGUCUGUGUCGCCGGUUCCUUAUGUCUUUAAUGGCAGUCUGCGAGGAAGGAAGAACGGGGGAGCUGUGGAGAAGGUGAUUGAGAGGAGGCAGAGAAGGAUGAUAAAGAAUAGAGAGUCAGCUGCCAGGUCGCGGGCUCGCAAACAGGCUUAUACCAUGGAAUUAGAAGCAGAAGUUGCUAAGUUAAAAGAGGAGAACCAAGAACUUCAGAAAAAACAGGCAGAAAUUAUGGAAAUUCAGAAAAAUCAAGUUAAGGAAAUGAUGAAUUUGCAACGAGAAGUGAAGAGAAGACGCCUAAGAAGAACACAAACUGGUCCGUGGUAGAGUGAAGAUUGGACUAUGAUUGCAGCGUUAAAAUAUAUGUACAUAAUUAUAAAAACUUAUUCUGUAGAUUGAGGCUGUAGUAGUUUUUAGAUUAGCACUUGAAAACUUUCACGACUUACUUCUCUUUUGGACUCAUGUUAGGGAGGGUAUCAUAGUACCAUGAGAAUAUGUUUCAGCACACGUCCAAUUUCUUGCCAUCAUUGGUUAGACAAUCUUCUUUUGCAGUAUAGCACUUUCGCUGAAUUUGAUUCGGUGAGAUUGUGUCCAAAA
Glycine soja is the source of this 2008-nucleotide messenger RNA. Its product is annotated as ABSCISIC ACID-INSENSITIVE 5-like protein 5. Gene Ontology annotation, biological process: positive regulation of DNA-templated transcription. Bases 491 to 1738 code for a protein of 415 amino acids. Gene Ontology annotation, cellular component: nucleus. Gene Ontology annotation, molecular function: DNA-binding transcription factor activity. The transcript is spliced from 5 exons. The record is from RefSeq and is a predicted model, not a curated record. NCBI's taxonomy places the organism in Eukaryota, Viridiplantae, Streptophyta, Magnoliopsida, Fabales, Fabaceae.